CUGUCGAAUGCUCCAUUCAUUUCAACGGGGCUCCCCAACGUUCGGACGUCUGUUAUUUUUCGAUAACGGACGGGUUGGGCUAUAACAGACCGCUGUCAAUGGCAACAAGACUUUUCACUGCUAAAGCGACUUUUCAACAAGACUCUAAUCAGCUGCUGUGAUAGACAGCACCCGUUGUCCUGGCUACCGCUGUCAAUGGCAACAAGACGUUCACUGCUAAAGCCACUGGCUUGUAUACAAGUCAGUGGCUAAAGCGAAUGUUUCAUAUCACUCCGCGGGGGGUCCGGUCUUUUGUCACUCUAAUCAGCUGCUGUGAUAGACAACACCUGUUGCUGCUUGACACUAGUCGGCCUAGUUUCACACCAGUCGUGCGUAGCUGCUAUCUCUAGCCUACAAUGGAUUUGAAUGAGCUGAAAAGAAAAAUGGAGGAGGAGGACACCUGCGCCAAAAGGCACAAGAUGUUGAAUGAAGCCGAAGUACAAAAAAUUGAGGAGGAACGACACGAGUUAAGCACCAAAAGAAGCACUACGUGGGCAACGUCAGUGUUCAACGACUGGCUGAAGGAGACGGGUAGGCCUAGCACUACAGAAUAUGGCGCUGAACAGUUAAAUGGACUGCUUCGUUCGUUUUAUCCUUCCGUUCAGACGACAAAAGGUCAGCCUUAUUCCAUCGCUAGUUACCUGUCACUGAGAGCGGGCAUAGCUCGCAAUUUCCAAGAGUUCAACAUCCUAACAAACGAAACGUUUAAGAGCAGCAAUGACGUAUUUAAGUCCAUAAUCAAAAAGUUGAGAAAGGACGGCAAAGACAUCAGCCAACAUCAUCCUGCAAUAUCUCCCCCAGACCUGCAGCUCCUCAGAACAACGGGGAUACUCUCACCUGAUACUGCCCAUGGCCUUGUCCGCAAAGUAUGGUUCGACGUUCAGCUCCAUCUAGCCAGGAGAGGAAGGGAGGGCAACCGGGGUUUAACCAAAGAUUCGUUUGUCAUACAAAAAGAUGAAAAUGGAAACGACUACGUGUCACUGGCAUUCAACGCCGAUACAAAAAACCACAAGGACGCAAAAGACCCCUCAAAAUCAAAUUACCGUGGCUUCAUCUUUGCGGAACCAGACAAUCCCGCCUGUCCCGUCAAGAGCUUCAAGAAAUAUCUGUCUCUCUGCCCCCCCGAUGCCAAGGCGUUUUAUCUACAUCCCCUAAAAAAGGACCAGCAUAUCCUCAAUCAACAACCAAUAUGGUACUCUAGAGAGCCAAUGGGUAGUAAUUACCUCGGGCAACUUUUGCCACAAAUAAGUCAGGCAGCAGGGCUUUCUCAGAGAUACACGAACCACAGCCUUCGCAGCACAGCUGUCCACCUCCUCUCCCAGGCUGGUUUGGAGGCUAGAGAAAUCAUGUCCGUGACUGGACACAGAAGUGAGUCGAGUCUGAGGAGUUAUUGGACCCCAUCCCUCACGGAGAGAGAAAAGUGGAGCAGGGUACUCUCUUCGGACAACGCAGGCAAGCCAUCUGCCUCCCCUGCUGACAAUGGUCAGAACAUUCACGAUGACAAUGGACAGAACAUCCACAUACAUGGGCCGAAGGAAGGACCUUUCUCGCUGUCCCACUUCACUAUCAGUGGUGGAAAUGUGCAAUUCAAUGUGCACUAUCACUGAGGCGGCUCCGGUGUUCCACAACGGCACUAUUUUGUGUUGCGCAGCAACAAUCUUUUGACAUGAAAAAUGAUGAUUAACUUAACAUUAAAUAAAGAAAUGUCCCCGCCAUGUGUGAAUCAUUUAAGUAUAUCCAUAUAAUAAGCGGGUUAACUUUCGGCGAGUCGGUCGCUUUG
Molecule: messenger RNA, 1819 nt
Organism: Engraulis encrasicolus (European anchovy)
Lineage: Eukaryota; Metazoa; Chordata; Actinopteri; Clupeiformes; Engraulidae
Exons: 2
Coding region: 396-1646 (416 amino acids)
Biological process (GO): DNA recombination; DNA integration
Molecular function (GO): DNA binding
Source: RefSeq, a predicted model, not a curated record